UCCAGCCAUCGGGGAACGCGGCUGCCCAGGGAAAAGUCUUGAAAUGCGGAGGGAGGGCGGAGUAGCAAAUGAGGCUGGUUCCGCCCCCUGCAGCCUCCGAGGAAAAGCGGGAAGCAAAGGCAGGAGUUUACGGGUGCACCGGAGAGAAAGCAGGCAGGGCGGGAUGGAUGUGGGGGCCGCAGAGUUUCCAAAAAUGUUGCCUCGGUUAGAGGAGCUUGUCCUGGGCUGCGACUUUGUUGGCCUUGAUAUGGAAUUCACAGGUUUGCAUUCUGACAAUCAGCCUAGUCUCUUUGAUUUACCUGCUGACUGGUAUCGGAAAGGCAGACAAAAUGUUCAGCGGUUUACAGUGAAUCAACUUGGUUUGUCCAUAUUUUACAAGGGGAUGUCAAAUGAGUAUAUCGCGCAUUCGUAUAACUUCUUCCUAUUCCCUGCCACAUUUGGCCGAAUGGAUUCCGAGUUCUCCUGUCAAGCAUCUAGUAUUCAAUUCCUGUCUCAUUUUGACUUUGACUAUAAUAAGUUUCUUAAAGAUGGAAUCCCUUAUAUGAAUGAAACACAAGAGAAGAAGCUUCAGCAUCUGUUAUCUGGUAAUUGGAUGGUCCAAAGUUUUGAUAAAGUCAAGGUGAAAAAAGCGAUUGAUCAAGUAACUUGCUGGAUAGCCUCAGCAGAAGAGGAAGAUUCUAUGGUUCUGCAUGAUAUAUAUGGCUUUCAAGUGAUCGAACUACAACUCAUUCUAAGAAAAGCUUUUCCAGAUAUUUGGACUAUUCCUUUGGAAAAUGAAAAAUUGAUGGUGAAAAAGAUGAAUCCACAAUACCGCUGGGUCCUGGAAAACACUGCUUUUGAUCCAUGUCAAAGAGAACAAAUUCUUUAUUCCGCAAGGGGCUUCACCAAUAUCUUCCAGACACUUGUGAAAGCUAAGAAGCCACUGGUGGGACACAACAUGCUGAUGGAUCUUCUGUAUCUGCACGAGAAAUUUUACAAACCCCUUCCUGAAAAGUAUGAGGAAUUCAAAGAUAACAUUCACUUCCUGUUUCCUGUUCUUUUGGAUACGAAGAACAUUGCCAAAGCCACUUGGAAGGAAUUUCAAUUUCCUCAAGUUUCUUACCUUUUGGAGUUGUAUGAAACGCUGUGCAGUGUUGUGAAUCCAACAGACCAGCUUUGUCCAGAGAUCUUUCACUCAGAUGAUUGUCUCAGAUACGCUAUAAAUAAGUGUCCUCAUGAGGCCGCCUAUGAUGCAUUCCUCUGUGGAGCAGUUCUUCUUAAAAUAGCUCACUUGCUCCUUUGCAGAAAAACAGGUCAUCAAACAGCAGCACCCACUUUUUCUCAGUAUCUUGAUGUAUUAGCUGCGUAUGUGAAUGAGGUGAACUUGAUUCGAGGUGGAAUUCAGAAAAUUAAUUUUUCUGGUGCAGAUGACUUAACAUCACGCCUACCCCUCCUACUAGUCACUGUGAAGGGGUGGCAUGGGGUAACUGAAGAGCAGAUUCAUCAAGAGUUGAGGAGUUUCUGCAGGUUUGAUGUCCGUCAGCUAAGAAUGAACCAGUUUCUCCUGCUCUCCAAUCAUUUUAAAGACAUCAGGAUAGUUAUGAAAGUAUAUAAAGGCCAUCCCAACCUGCAGAUUUCCGUGUAUCACCGUUGGAAGCAUUCUCCACGAGUGACUAGCUUCUUACAAAUAUGUGGCAUUGUGGCUUCUUGGUCUCUGCUGGCUUUCUUGCUUGGAGGCUCUUAUAGUUGUCGUGCAUAACAGCUCAUCCACUGGAAAUGCUUGGUUUCUUUUCCCCUCAAUGUAAGCUGCACAAUAAUAGAUUAAAACACCUUGCAAUGAUCCCCAAAUUG
Ahaetulla prasina is the source of this 1830-nucleotide messenger RNA. RefSeq names its product PARN like ribonuclease domain containing exonuclease 1 (gene PNLDC1). Lineage: Eukaryota; Metazoa; Chordata; Lepidosauria; Squamata; Colubridae. Gene Ontology annotation, molecular function: RNA binding; poly(A)-specific ribonuclease activity. The transcript is spliced from 19 exons. Bases 44 to 1738 code for a protein of 564 amino acids. Gene Ontology annotation, biological process: nuclear-transcribed mRNA poly(A) tail shortening. The record is from RefSeq and is a predicted model, not a curated record. Gene Ontology annotation, cellular component: cytoplasm; endoplasmic reticulum.